CCCCGCUUGCUCAUUUUUGUAUUCCAUUCAAUUAUUCCGGUGGUUUAAUUAGUUUACUAUAUUUUGAACUACUAUUAUAUUAUAAAUAUUCACAUAAUAUACAAUUGGUGAAAUCAUUCAUUGCAUUCUAUUCAAAAUAAUUGAAAAUAAGGGUUUGGAAAGUACUGAAUAGAGUCCCACACAUUUUGAAAUGUUUAAAAAGUUUGACGACAAGGAGAACGUGUCUGGGGUGCAGCAGCUCAAGUCUUCCGUACAGAAAGGAAUCCGAAACAAAGUGGUCGAGUUGUACCCAGAAGUUGAACCCUACAUUGAUCAGAUUUUGCCGAAAAAGGAAAAUUUUCGAAUCGUCAAAUGUCACGACCACAUUGAAGUCUUGGUUCCUUCGUCUGGAGAACCCCUAUUUUUUAAACAGAGAGAAGGAUGCUGGUUCCCCACUUUGCGACUUUUGCACAAAUACCCCUCCAUGUUGGCCCAGGAGCAAGUAGACAAGGGGGCUAUUAAAUUUGUCCUGAGUGGGGCCAAUAUUAUGUGUCCAGGACUCACAUCCCCGGGUGCAAGAAUGUCAGAUGUACCCAAGAACACGAUAGUUGCGGUCAUGGCGGAAGGGAAGAAACAUGCUUUGGCGGUGGGAAUUACAGUCAUGUCGACAGAUGAUAUUUCUAAGGUUAACAAGGGCAUAGGAAUUGAAACUGUUCAUUAUUUAAACGAUGGUUUGUGGACGAUGAAACCAGUUAAAUAACCGCCCAUAAUAAUAUAAAUGGUUAAAUUAAGCAUCUUGUAUAAAAACUUCAAGUUUGUAUGUUGAAUAAUAUUUGCCAUUUCAGAACUGCA
Folsomia candida is the source of this 831-nucleotide messenger RNA. RefSeq names its product malignant T-cell-amplified sequence 1 homolog (gene MCTS1). Bases 191 to 739 code for a protein of 182 amino acids. The record is from RefSeq and is a predicted model, not a curated record. NCBI's taxonomy places the organism in Eukaryota, Metazoa, Arthropoda, Collembola, Entomobryomorpha, Isotomidae. Gene Ontology annotation, molecular function: RNA binding. Gene Ontology annotation, biological process: formation of translation preinitiation complex. The transcript is spliced from 2 exons.